This is a messenger RNA of Prosopis cineraria, 3557 nucleotides long. RefSeq lists its product as uncharacterized. The record is from RefSeq and is a predicted model, not a curated record. Gene Ontology annotation, molecular function: zinc ion binding. Bases 782 to 3364 code for a protein of 860 amino acids. Gene Ontology annotation, cellular component: nucleus. NCBI's taxonomy places the organism in Eukaryota, Viridiplantae, Streptophyta, Magnoliopsida, Fabales, Fabaceae. The transcript has 6 exons.
CACCUGCUCCCCCAGCGAAUGAUGGUUCACUUCUGCAAUGUACUACGUUGAAUGGAUUGUCUAAUCUCUCAUGUAGGCCUUGGGAGAGAGGGGAUUUACUCAGGCGUCUUUCUACGUUUAAGCUUACUGGCAAGGCUAAGAUAGUUUCUCAAAGAUUGUUGAUGAGGAUCCAGCUACUGCUUCUUUCAUGAAACUGGUCGCAUGACUGCAGACUACUGGCAUUCAUGAUUGCAUCUGGUUUUUUCUGGAAACUGUUAAAUGGAGCUUCUUAAAUGCGGAUAGAGCGAUAUAUGCCACUUGUGUGCAGUCUUGACUUGAGUCUUGUACAAGUACCCCACGUUAGAAAUCAUCACCAAAAAUCCAAUUUGUGUUUCUUUCCUUGUAUAAAGAAAGAAUUUUAGAUAUCACCAUAGCCAUUUAUUCGUUAUAGACCUUAAUUGCAUUUUCUUAAAUGUCCAUUUAGGUUUUUCUGAAUUACUUUUUUCCGAGGUAUCUAUGUAUAGCACCAUUUCUCCACCAUUCAAGAAAAUGCCUCUAUUAGACUCCAGGUAAUUUAAGUUGUCCGAGUCCAAUGCUGGUUGUCAAUUUUCUUUAAACCCCCGCAUUUAUAUAACUUGAGCUGCUGGAAGUAUGUGAGAUGAAUUGUACGCUGUGUGCAAUUGUAGAGCAUACAAGUGUCCUGGAAGCCGUUAGUCUGAAAGAACAGUGGCAUUGCAAAAAAGAAAUGAAAACUUGGCUUCUCAUUUGUUCAUUGACAACUCACUUCUGCCUUUAACUUUCUAUGACAUCUGGCAAGGUGGACUUAUGUGCUAUUGUUAUCUUGUUGCUUCUGCAGGUUGCAGGUUCAUUGGCUUGUGCCAAGAGAGGCUGGGUGAAUAGUGAUGUUGAUAAGAUUGAGUGUGAGAUAUGUGGUGCAACAUUAGAUUUUACCUCAUCAGAGUCUUCUAUUAAUUUUGCUGAUUCUUCCAGUGAAGAACUUUCUGAACAGCUUGAUAGAGGACACAAGGUCACUUGUCCUUGGAGAGGUAAUAGCUGUCCAGAAAGCUUGGUGCAUUUCCCUCCUACAUCACCUUCAGCUCUAAUUGGUGGUUUUAAGGAUCGGUGUGAUGCACUCUUGCAGUUUUACUCCCUCCCUGUUGUAUCUUCAUCUGCAGUUGAGCAGAUACGGCUUACACAUGGCCCUCAAAUUGAUCGCUUUCUUGCUCAAUUGCAAAUUCAGGCAGCUGGAGAUAUGGGCUAUAGAGCAGAAAGUGCAUCUGCUAUUGGUUAUUCUGGAGAACAAACUCUUCAUUCAUAUUCUUAUGCUGAAAAGCUCAUAAGUCUCUGUGGAUGGGAGGCGAGGUGGCUUCGUAAUGUGCUUGACUGUGAAGAACAGUCUGCUGAAUCUGCCAAAAACGAUUACAGUUCUGAUCCAGCCAAAGGAUCUGCACAAUAUCCCAUGCCAAGCAGGAGGGAAUUUUCAGCAUCAUCUAGGAAAGAUACUGGGGGCAUUGAAGUAAUGGGUUCAGAAUUUAAUUGUGAAUCUACGUCACCUUUGCUAGAUUGUAGCUUAUGCGGGACCACAGUUAGAGUAUGGGAUUUCUUAACUGUUCCCCGUCCUGUACAUCUUGCUCCCUGUAGUGCUGUUGCCCUUCAAAUGAGCAAAAAAGUGACAUCAACCCAGGGAGUGAGUGCAGCUAGUGGAAUCAAUGAAUGGAUUGCUGCUGAUGGUGUUGAAAAAGAGUGUACUGAUGGCCAUGAUGAGGCCACUACACCUGAAAAGAGGCAACUUGCAUCCAAUAAAAGUCUAUAUGAAAAUCUGAAAGUGAUUGAUGGGUUGUCUUGUUCACAGGUGAACAUAAAUUUGGCAUCAGAUCAAGUGCCAGGUCCUAGUGAGGGAAAGUUUUUGAUGCUUGGGAAACCUUCUGGAAGUGAGGUUGGUGAUCGGGCAGCUUCUUAUGAAUCACAAGGCCCAAAUGCACGUAAGCGUCAAUUGGACGAUGGUGGAAGUACAGUUGACAGACCACAUAUGCCCUGGCAACAGGCAAACAGUGCUGAGGGAAUUAUUGUUGAUAAUGAAGUCACUGGUGGUCAGCAGUAUUCAGCAGGCCCUUCCAAGCGUGCCCGAGAUCCUAGUUGUUUGGACAAAAUCCAAUUGUCAUGCAGGAGAGAUUCUUUUGGUGCAGUACCUAGCCAUUCAUUGGAUACCCAAAUAGAAGCAGAUGCAAGCACAGGCAAUCGAUUUGACCCAGAUGGGGAUAAUGUUGUUGGCAUCCCAUCUACUAGGGAAUCCACACAUGCAUCUUCUAUUAUUGCAAUGGAUACUAUUUAUCACAGUUCAGAUGAUGAAUCAAUGGAAAGUGUUGAAAAUUUCCCUCUAGAUGUUAAUGAUAUCAGUUUCAACUCUGCUGGAUUAAAUGAAACUUCAGAAUUAAAUAGCAGCUAUCAAGGUGCCUGUUCCCAGCCAGUAUUAGAAAGAGCAGGAGCUGAUGCAGUUGUUAGUAGUUCAAAUGCUUGUGGGGAAGUUUUGAAUACAGACACAUUAACUGCUCCUGCUCUGGAUGGGCCUAGUUUUGGUAUUAGUGGGGGAAGUGUUGGCAUGGGUGCAAGCCAUGAAGCAGAAAUUCAUGGGACUGAUAUUUCAGUCCACCGAGGUGAUAGUUUAGGUGAUGUAGAACCUGAGGGUGAAGUAAUUGAACAUCAGGGUCAGGCUGGUGAAUAUGUGCCUCAUGGACAAAUAGGUGAUUUUGUGCCUGAAGAAAUGAGUCAAGAAGAUCCUCAAGGGGACAGUCAAGCUGUGGUUUCUCAAUCCACUGCAAGGACUGACAGUGGCUCAAAAAUCGUCUCAACUAAGGUUGAAUCUGUUGAAAGUGGUGAGAAGACUUGUAGUAGCAUGCGGAUGUUGGGUAAUGAAAAUGGUGCACAUCCAUCUCUUUCUUGCAAUGCUAUUGUUUGUUCUGCCUAUGAAGCAUCCAAAGAAGAAGUUACUCAGACUGGGAAGGCAUCUCUUAUUGAUGACAGUGCAUAUAUUGAAUCAGGCUGUCUAGUUGCGGAUGAUAUGGGGGCUCCUUAUGGGGACAAGAUUAAUGGAGGUGUGGAGUUUGAUCCAAUUAAACAACAUGAUGAAUAUUGUCCUUGGGUGAACAGGGAUGUUGCUGCCGCAGGUUGUGUUGGUCCUAGCUCUCUUUCUGGUGUGGAUGCUGUAGCUCUUUGUGGGUGGCAACUGACUUUGGAUGCCUUGGAUUCUUUCCUGUCACUUGGAAUUGUUCCUGUGCAAACUGUGGAGUCUGAGUCGGCAGCAUCCUUAUGCAAGGGUGACCGCUUAGCUCCCAGUCAGAAAUUGUUAGCAAGCAACUCCUUUGUAAGAAGCCGUGGGAAAAACUAGCGAGCAUUUUGUCCGAGAAUGAGUUUUAUAUCUUAAUCCAUUUCAUGGCCAUCUUUCUAAUUUGAUCUAUUGUUUGUUACCCUAUUCUUUCUAUGUGGGUGGUAGUUUCUUUGCCAUUAAUUCUCUAUUCGAUUUUUGGAUUGGUUUACUGGUUUGAUAAAAGCAUUAUAGCAUAAAUUGCCUUAUUGAACUA